AUGUAUUUCCCUUUCCGCGGCCGCCAACCCCCCACCAGCUUGCGCUGCCUCGCAACGGCGUCCAUGGGGAUGAUUCUAUUCGCCAUCGUGCCGUUCGGCCCCUCGCACUCCUUGGGCUUCCGUAGCGAAAACAGUAGCUUUCGCCGCUCCGUGGUGGCGAUGGAGGCGGUGGAGAUUUCGCGCGGCGCCGGACGUGGCCAUCUCGAUGUGGUGGAAGCUAAUUUCGAGCCCGAUUCUACGGAAGUCACCGGCAUUGAAUUCGAUAACGUGAGCGAAUACCCGCAGCAGGCAGAUCUUUCUCACAAUAAGUCUACUAUUUGCCCUCCGCUUUCGAAAACCCAGCGCCUCGCCGAGCGUCGCAGAGCCAUGGAGGACGGCUUGAUCUCGCCGUUACUUCGCUCGGACAGUCGCAUGGGCCCCAUCCUCCCGUCGCAUCACGUUCCCUGCGAUGAGAGCACGUCGCACGUGGCGCAUCCCGUUCGACUAGCGUCGCUCGACGUUUUUCGCGGAAUGUGCAUCGUCGCCAUGAUAGUGGCGCUGGACGUGGGUUCCGAGGUGCCGUGGGUGGGAGUGUCUCCCUGGGACGGCCUGCAGCUGGGAGACCUCGUUGCUCCCUUCUUCCUCUUCGCCUCGGGCGCUGCAGCGGCGCUCACGUUCAGAGCCGUGCACAACCGCACUGCGGCCGUGCAUAAGAUUCUCGGGCGUGCCUGCUGCCUCUUUCUCCUCGGCCUCUUCCUUGAAGGUCUGUCAAUUUCUCCCUCCAUUUGCAUGCCUUCAACAGCAACCUUGUUGGACUGUAUCUCGAGCAUUGCCAGCGUGUCUCUGCCUGCUUCAGAACUCGCAGAGGCUCAUACCCCUUCCCUCGCGCUCACACCCUUCUCCUCUCACUCCCCCCUUCUCCUCUCACUCACACCCUUCUCCUCUCAUUCACACCCUUCUUCUCUCACUCACGCACACCCUCUAUCACCACACACCGACCUUUCCCUUGCCUCUCCUUCCACCUUCCGGCACCUUCCAGGUGGCUUCCUGCACAGAGCAGGGGACCUGAGUUUCGGCAUCAGUCUGACGCGCAUGCGCAUCUGUGGCACGCUGCAGCGCAUAGCCGUGGCCUACGCAGUGGUAGCCCUGGCGCAGAUGCUGCUGUCCGCGCCCAAGGAUAGCCACACUGACGGAUAUGGAGAGGGGCUAUCAGGCCUGCUCUCCUUCUCCCUCCUCACCUGGCAGGCGUCGCUCAUGCUAGCAGCUAUCUACCUCGCGCUCACCUUCCUCCUCUUUGUGCCUGACUGGACCUUCACUCCCCCCACCUCCUCCGCGUCCCGCUCUGCCGUCAACGCGACCUUCCUUCCCCACGCUGCGUCACCUGCCAGCAACACGUCUCCAGAAUUUCUGGUGGUGUGCUCUCGCACUGGCGACCUCUCCCCUGCCUGCAGUGCUGCGGGCUACAUUGACCGACUGCUGCUCACCACCAAUCACCUCCUCGCCUCGCCUCCCUACAUCCACCUGCCUGUGUGCGGUGUGCCCUCCACUCCCCUGUCGCCGCCUUCACUCCUCGCCCUCCCAUCCUCUGGCGACCAGGCACCCCCUGUGUGGUGCUCUGCGCCCUUUGAGCCCAUGGGGCUGCUUAGCACACUGGGUGCCACACUCACAGCCUUCAUGGGCUUGCACCUGGGCCACAUCAUCACCAGCUUCCAGAGCCAUGCAGCGCGCAUCAUCAACUGCCUCCUCUUCUCUGCUCUCCUCAUGGCGGCCGGGUUCCUCCUCCAGUUCCCCUUCUCCUUCUCCCUCCACGACGCCAUCCCCCAUGCAAACAUCCCUGAGUGGCUUGACAUAUCCUAUCCUGGGCUGCCUUUCAAUGCUCAGCUGUACUCGCUAAGCUAUGUCCUCAUAACAGCAGGAGCUGCUGCACUCCUUUUUGCUCUCAUCUACCUUUUUGUGGAUGCAGCAGGGGUGUGCUUCUACACGCUGCUCUUUGAGUGGAUGGGCCGCAACUCCCUCUUCCUCUUCCUCACCUGUGCCACCCCCCUCCUCUCCUCCAUCGCUGCUGGCUUUUACUGGGAGGAUCCACAGAAAAACCUCGUGUCGCUUCUACAUAAUCUGCUGCUAUGGGCAGGCCACGACUCCAAAACAGCAGCUAUAAUGACGGCCGCUACGAUUCUGGCACUAGAGUUUCUUACCGUCUGUUUCUCCCUGUAUUUACUGCGAGCUCACUGGAAGGUGGACUCUGGACUGCUUCACCAAUCGAUUCGAGCUUUUAACGCCGUAGUAAGGACGUGCCAAGCUCUUCGCAGGCUGCGUCUUUCGCGACCCAUGGCAGCGUUUCUCGUCAUCACUCUCAUCUUCUUCGCGCUCGGCUUUCUAGGCUGCGUUCUCGUUAGGGUCCUCUACGAUAAAGGCCCGUCAACGAACCUGCUGCAUGUCACGCUGGUCAUCACCGCAACCAUCUGCUGCUGGCUCUCGUGGGCGAUAGUGUACAUGGCACAGAUGCACCCUCUUGUGGUGCCUAUACUCAAGGCAGAAGGAGAAUAA
Molecule: messenger RNA, 2526 nt
Organism: Closterium sp. Yama58-4
Lineage: Eukaryota; Viridiplantae; Streptophyta; Zygnematophyceae; Desmidiales; Closteriaceae
Source: the annotation of a GenBank genome assembly